AUGUCAUCCAAUGAACAAGCAUCGUGGCAACAGAACAAUCGACAGUUAGCAUCUUCAACUAAUCAACCAGUCAUGCACAACAAUAAUGUUUCGAAUAAUUUCCAAUUAGUACUUUUGCCAUUCUUUGAACAGUUAACCAACAUGUAUUUCACACCAACCACAUCAUCAAAUAUCCUUUCAAUUGUUAACGAAUCCCAAACACUACCAAACGAAACCUCUUUCCAUCCACAAGAAUCCGAAACCUUGUCAACAGUUAGACACAGUUCAAAUUCUUCCGAAAAGAAACGAAAGCACAAAUCUGCAUGCGUCUAUUGUAACAAGCUGCACAAAAAAUGCGAUGGUGAAGCUCCAAAUUCAUGCACAAGAUGUAAAUCAAAGGGAAUUAGUUGUGCUUACCUACCACCUCAGAAAAGAGGCCCAAAGAAGAGAAAAUCGUCAUCAUCUGAUGAUUUAGAAAAUUCAGAUAAUGUCACUAAUCAUGAAAUUGCAGUAGAUGAAAAACAAUCAAAUAAUUCUAUCGAUCAAUUUAAUGAGAAUCAUUCUCAAGCAUUCCCCAUUACUUCUUUAUACUCAAGUCCAUUAAGUGGACUUCAAUUUAAUGUCACCACUCAAACAAGAACUCUCAUGAAUCAAUUUUUAGAUUGUGUAACAUGCCACUCACUAGUAGAUGGUCCAAUGUUAGAUCAAUGCCUCAAUUCAUCUCUCAUGAGCCCAAUUAAUCACUCACCAGAUCCUUAUGGCUUCCAUUUAUUGCUCAACAUCGUCUGUGCAAUGGGAGCUCAACGAUUGGAGGAUCGAAAGAAUUGUGUCGACUUUUUCAAUAGAGCUAGAUCUCAGGCAAGUUAUCUAUUCGAUCAUCCUUCUAGAGAAGCUUCGUGUGCUUUGAGUUUGAUGGGAGUGUAUGCUUGUUCAGAAGGUGAAAGAGUAAAGAGUCAUAUGUAUAACAGGAUUGCAUUGGAAAUGUCAUCGAGCAUAUGUUCAUAUCAGGUUGAGGAUGACAAAUUUUAUCAAGCUCUUUCAGCACUUUCAUUUGCAAAUUCCAUUUCAAAAUUUUUGGCAGAAUUGGGAGUAAACAAGUUGGAAGAAAUUGAGAAAAUAGAUGAAAAUAUGCAGAAAAUAGUGGAGGAGACAAGUAAUUAUCUCACAUCAUCCAAAUGUACUCGAAAGAUUGAACAAUUAGAAAGGAAAAUUAGUGAAAUGUCACUCAUUAAGGGAAGUGAAGAAAUUUCCUUCACCGCCACUUUGGUUUAUUACUUGCUGUAUUCUAGAGUUGCAUACUUAUCAAAUAAUCAGACAGAGUUGAUUGGGAUAUUGAGAAAAUUGGAAACUCUGGAAAAGUAUAUUGAAUCUGACAAGUUCCAGAAACAUGAUAUUCAAAAGAAUGUCCACCGAUUCUGUCUCUAUUCUUUGAGGGCUGACAUUUUGGUGAGGUGUGGCUUGGAAAAGAUGGGUUUACAUUGCGCUACAAUGGCCAGUGGAUUGGCAUCGAGGGCAACUUUUUGGAAAUCUGCUCCUUUCCAAAUUCGUAGUGUUGAAAAAUACUUUGAGCGAAAUGACUCAAUUGAUGAGAAAAAGGAGAGAUUUGAAUGA
Naegleria gruberi is the source of this 1590-nucleotide messenger RNA. RefSeq lists its product as uncharacterized. NCBI's taxonomy places the organism in Eukaryota, Heterolobosea, Eutetramitea, Acrasida, Naegleriidae. Bases 1 to 1590 code for a protein of 529 amino acids. Gene Ontology annotation, molecular function: DNA-binding transcription factor activity, RNA polymerase II-specific; zinc ion binding. The record is from RefSeq and is a predicted model, not a curated record. The transcript is spliced from 4 exons. Gene Ontology annotation, biological process: regulation of DNA-templated transcription.